AUGACAUCAAUGGUUGUAAAGGAUUUUAAUGAAUGCGAAUCUUCAGCUAUUAAAUACUGUGAUGAUAAUGCUGUGUGCAUGAAUCUACCUGAUUGGCUAUCAUAUGCUUGUGCUUGUUCUGAAGAUUAUCAAGGAAAUGGUUUUAGCUGUGUGAAAAAAGAAAAGGAAAAAAGCAGCAAACAAUACAUCAUCAUCACUGGCAGUAUUGUGACCAUUAUUUUAUUGAUAAUAAUUGUUGUAUGCAUUGUGAAAUUCAAAAGACUGCAGAAAACAAAGUCUACAGAAAAAUCACUUCCUGAACCUGUUUACACUGAUCUUCCCUAUGUUACCAAUGCAUCUGUGAUUCAAAAUCCUGUUACUGAUGAAGUAUAUGAAGAUGUGAAAGAAUCAAUAGAGUUAAAGACACAUUACACUGGUUUAGUACCUACUGAAGAAGAUGUAACUUACUCUCAAUUGACAUCAAACAAGAAUAAAAAGUCAGAAUAUUACAAAAACAGUUAAAAGAAAUUUAUUCAUGUUUUUAUAUUUUAAAAAUCUUUAUUAGAUAAUGUACAGUUUGUACUAAUUUUUUAUUCUAAAUCCUGUUUUCACUUUUUUAAAUAAUGUAUUAUUUUUUACAUAGGAAUACCUUAUUUUUAUUUAGAGUUUAUAGAGUUUUAAUUGUUAAUGGUUAUGAUUAUAUGAUCCUGAAAAUAUUA
Hydractinia symbiolongicarpus is the source of this 698-nucleotide messenger RNA. RefSeq lists its product as uncharacterized. Gene Ontology annotation, molecular function: calcium ion binding. The coding region runs from base 1 to 501 and encodes 166 amino acids. NCBI's taxonomy places the organism in Eukaryota, Metazoa, Cnidaria, Hydrozoa, Anthoathecata, Hydractiniidae. The record is from RefSeq and is a predicted model, not a curated record. The transcript is spliced from 3 exons.